AUGCCCAAAUCAAAGCGCAACAAGGUCACAUCCCUGACCAAGACACCCUCGCGAACGACCAAAUCCGCCAAGCACGCAUUGAGCACCGAGAUCCAGAAUGAGAUUGACAAGUACGACCAUGUCUGGUUGUUCUCGGUGGGCGAUAUGAGAAAUGAGAGUCUCAAGGAGGUACGGAGUCAGUGGAGGGGGACAGGGAGGUUAUUUAUGGCGAAAGGGAAGGUGAUGCAGAAGGCGUUGGGAGAGGGGGAAGGGGGAGAGUAUGCAGAGGGGUUGGGAGAGGUUAGUAAGCGCAUAUCAGGCCAGAUGGGCCUCUUCCUCACCUCCCACCCCCCAGCCGACACCCUCGACUGGUUCGCCUCCUUCCACCGUCCCGAAUACGCCCGCCAACACUUCAUCUCCACCCGCACCAUCACCCUUCCCGCCGGACCUAUCCUCUCCCCACUCACCGACGACGCCUCGGGCGACCCCUUCCCCCACUCGAUGGAGCCGCAGUUCCGGCAACUGGGGCUCAAGACGACGCUGGUGAAGGGUGUGCCGAGCUUGAUGGAUGAGCACGUGCUGUGCAGGGAGGGGGAGAAGUUGACGAGUGAAAAGUGCAGGAUUUUGAAGUUGCUGGGUGUGCAGAUGGCCAUUGAAUCAGGGAUGCAGUGGCUAGGCGGUGUCAAGGAGAGGAGGGAAUUCCGGAUACAUCUCGGCAGCAGGUGGACCAAGGGCGAAGGCUUUGUUCCCGGGAACGACGUGCCGCUUCCUGUCCAGGACGGCGACAUGGACGAGGACUAG
Dioszegia hungarica is the source of this 780-nucleotide messenger RNA. Its product is annotated as putative ribosomal protein. The coding region runs from base 1 to 780 and encodes 259 amino acids. Gene Ontology annotation, cellular component: nucleolus; preribosome, large subunit precursor. Gene Ontology annotation, molecular function: RNA binding. Lineage: Eukaryota; Fungi; Basidiomycota; Tremellomycetes; Tremellales; Bulleribasidiaceae. The record is from RefSeq and is a predicted model, not a curated record. Gene Ontology annotation, biological process: ribosomal large subunit biogenesis; ribosomal large subunit assembly; rRNA processing. The transcript is spliced from 4 exons.